Miscanthus lutarioriparius is the source of this 492-nucleotide messenger RNA. NCBI's taxonomy places the organism in Eukaryota, Viridiplantae, Streptophyta, Magnoliopsida, Poales, Poaceae. The record is from the annotation of a GenBank genome assembly.
AUGGAGCAGCCGUGGAACCAGCAGAGAGAGGGCGGCGGCUUCGCCAUUGCAGAGAGCUACCACGCCGACCUCGAUCAGGCCGUGACAGGCGUGUGCGAGGUCGUCGGGGCGCUCCUGAUGGAGGACCUGCCCGCCUCCUCCGAUUUGCUGCUCGAUGGCGACGUUGAUCAUCGCCAGCUGAGCCAUGUCAUUCGGUCCCUCGAGGCGGAGAUCGGCGGCGACGAGCCGGCGGUGAUGAUGGCUGAUGAUGGUGGUGAGGGUCUGGAAAGGAUUGAGGAUGUGUUCUCGGAUGACAUGGAUGGCUACGACUACGAGGGUGCAUCAUCGUUCUUAGCUGGGCAUGAUGAGGCAGAGGGUUGGUGUGUGUACACUAAUAAUGGGUACGAGGGUGGUGGCGUUCUGGGGUGUGACACGACGGUUGAUCACCUGUACUACUACUGCUGCUGCGCGGAAGGUUCUGCUGACUACAUGUAUCUCCCCUUGUGGGAAUGA